Molecule: messenger RNA, 2428 nt
Organism: Drosophila innubila
Lineage: Eukaryota; Metazoa; Arthropoda; Insecta; Diptera; Drosophilidae
Product: spondin-1
Exons: 5
Coding region: 1-2406 (801 amino acids)
Biological process (GO): cell adhesion
Cellular component (GO): extracellular matrix
Molecular function (GO): serine-type endopeptidase inhibitor activity
Source: RefSeq, a predicted model, not a curated record
AUGUUGUACGUUCAGAAUGUUCAAGGUGGUUGCAGUAGGAUUCCACUGGGUGCCAAUGGUGAACGUUCGCCAGUCGAUGAUAACUUCAAGAUAUUGAUCGAUGGCAAUCCCGAAACGUAUAUACCAGAUCAUCCAUACAACGUGUCGCUCUCAUGUCCCAGCAACAUGAAGUUUGUUGGCUUUACGCUGGUCGUGGAAAGUGAGGAUCAGUCGGCUGCCUACAAUGGACAGGAUGUGACGGGACACUUUGAGUUGUUUAGCAAUUCAGAUACCAAGUUCAGUGUUGGCUGUGAGAACAUGAUCGAGGCCACAAAUACCAAUGCCAAGACACGUAUCGACGUCUCCUGGGUGGCACCCAAGCAACCCGACAGCGGAUGUGUCCUGAUCAAGGCGGCCGUCGCCCAACAUCGGGAUGUCUGGUUUAUUGAUGAUGGUUUCCUAACCAAACGCAUCUGUGCCGAGGAGAUCGAUGAGUUGAAUAGUCAAACGCCUUCGCUGCAAAACUGUUGUGCCUGCGAUGAGGCCAAGUAUGAGAUUGUUCUGGAGCGAAAAUGGACUAGGAAUACGCAUGCCAAGGACUUUCCUCCCGAGGCCUGGCGUACACGCAUUGGGGAAAUAAUUGGCGCCUCUCACAGCUACAGCUAUCGAUAUUGGGCCUAUGGACAACGAGCUAGUCUAGGAGUACAGGAAUUGGCCGAGCACGGAGCCACACGCACUUUGGAGCAGGAGAUCAGAGAAAAUACUCAGAAUGGCGAGGUACGCACUAUUAUCAAGGCCCCUGGGAUUGGAUAUCGUAAGAAUGUCUAUGGCACCACAUUGGCUAAUGCUCGAGUCGAUCCCAAGCAUCAUCAGAUAUCGCUAGCUGCCAAAGUCGAUCCCUCACCAGACUGGAUACUAGGCGUAGCUGGCUUGGAAUUAUGCUUGAGUAAUUGCACCUGGCUGGAGCGUAAGGUAUUGAAUUUAUAUCCCUGGGACACUGGCACCGAUUCGGGACCUUCAUAUAUGUCUGCCGAUAGUCCACAAGUGCCUCCAGAUGUUAUUCGACGCAUUUCAUCGACUUAUCCCAGCGAUUAUCGUUCGCCUUUCUUUGAUGAUACGGGAGCACCAAUGAAACCAUUGGCCACGCUCUAUGUCACUAGGAAAAAGUUAUAUGUACGCGAAUGUGAGGAGGUGCCCCAGGAGGGUCCACUGGAGUGUGCAACUCAUCCGUGGAACGAAUGGAGCAACUGCAGCAUGCGUUGUGGUCCUGGCUAUUCCCAACGCAUUCGCAGCUUCAAAAACCCAAUGCUGGCGGCCAGUUAUAAUUGCGAUCGUCAUUUGGAGGAAACACGUGAAUGUCAGGGCACACAAUGCCGUACAGAAGAGCUAGACAAUGGAGAACUCGAUAGUAGCAACAAUUAUAGCAAUCUCAAUAGUCCGGAAUCGAUGGCCAAAUGUGAGCUAACCGCAUGGAGUGAUUGGUCGUCCUGCUCGAAGACCUGUGGACGUGGCUAUAUGAACCGUACACGGGACUACUACAAUCGCCAGGCGAAGAACCAUUGUCAGACAGUCAUGAGAUUGCCUCUGGAGGAGACCCAGCAAUGCAUAGGCUCCGAUUGUGGCGGCACCAUACCAGACAAUGGUGAACUGGACGGUCUUCCAGAGCCGGACGCUUUCGGCGAUAUCAACACAUCCAACAAUUAUAAUCCAGGAAGUUCUUGGAGUAAAGCCAACAGCCAAAACCGAUUGGAAAGUGACAGAAUCAACCAAGGCUGGAACAACAACAACUUGUCACCUUCAAGUCCGGUUGAGACUCAACGUGGCUAUGACAGCAAUUGGCGACAACCUGUCGAGCUGGAGAAUCCCAACUACAAGGAUUACAGGCAGGAUAACAGAGCCAACCUCAACUACAAUGAGAAUGAGCAGGAAAUGAAUUCCAACAACUAUGAUUACAUUAAUAAGCCACAAUUGAAGCCUGGUUUCAACUACGAUGACAAUAACAAGCCACAUUUGAAUUCUGGCUUUAGCACUCGGCCUCCAUUUAUACCCUAUCCGGAACGUGAGAACGCUGCAGAUAAGAACUACAACGUCGUACAGGAUUAUUGCUAUGAGAAACCCUAUGCCUCGACUCUACCCUGUCUGGCCAAUCCGGUAGUCGUGAAAAACUACUGGUACUAUGAUCACGAUGCCAAGGAGUGCCGCAUCUUUACCACGGACAACUGCGAUCAGAAUAGAAAUCGCUUUCGCACCUUGAUGGCAUGUGAAGGCACCUGUCUUCAGCCCCAAAUAAACCAGGCACGUACUGAGGACGACACAUUUGGCAACGUGCAGUCAAACGGUGGUGAAUUCACUGGUGGAUUAGGUCAACCAAUGUCACAGACACGUGGCAAGUACAAUAAUCCCCGACGUGGACGCUAUGGGAAAUAAUUAAAUUAAAUAAAGUACAAGA